CACAAAGAACCACACACAAAAUAAAAAAUAUUUUCUUAUUUUUUCCCUCUAAAAUAAUCCAUUACUUUAAACUUUCUUUCUCUUUCCAUCAAUAAUAUACAGCUAAAAACAUCUCCACCACUCAAACCUCAACAACAACAAUAACACAUAGAGAGGAACACAUAAACAGGAGAAUAAAAAGUGUUCUGUUUUUGCACAGAGGUUUGUGUUCUGUUCUUGUUGUUCUGUUCUUACAAAAAAUUUCAACCAAAAUAAUUAUUCAGCUGUUAUUUUUGCUACAACUACUCUUCCAUUGACCUUCUCAAUAUCAUUUUUUGUUGAUAAGUUAGAAAAAUUAAUAAAUAUUCAUAACCCUAUUUUUAUAUAUAUUUUUCAUUUUCCAUUCCUCUGUUUUGUCCUGUUUCCUAUGCACUCUACCUUCACCAUACUUCACUGUUCAAACACCAACAAUAAAUGAAUUUCAUCUACAUAUAGAUCUGCAAAAAGGGUCAAUAAUUGCUUAGUUUUGAAGGUUUUGUGAAAGAAAAAAUAUAUUUUUUUUAAAGAAGAAAAAUUCUCUGUUUGAAAAAAAAAAAGCUUUGGUAGAAAAUUAUGGAGUCAGAUCUUCAUCAACAACAACAACCACAAGUAAAUUCUUCAGGUUUAACACGGUUUAAAUCAGCACCAAGUUCAUAUUUCAACAACAUCAUUGACAGAGAAUUCUACGAGCAUGUUUUCAAUAAACCAUCAAGUCCAGAAACAGAGCGAGUUUUUUCAAGGUUUAUUAACAGUUUUGGUUCAGAUGAUGAUUUACUAGCUCAGAAAAUCUCAGUAGAUUCAACAGUGAAAGAAGAAGAAGAGGUAAAUAUUAAUCAACAGCAACAACAACAAGAUCAGGGUUUGGCUUCAAUCAACAAUGAACAUGUGGUUCAUCAGCAGAGUAAUUAUAACAACUCUGUUCCUUCUUCUCAUGGUUUUUAUCAAAGUUCUAUGAUGCCACCUUUGCCAAAUCAGAAUGUUUCUUCUGGUUUGGAUGGAAGUUUUUCAAUGGGAGUUAAUAGGUUGCAGCAGGUGAAGAAUCAUGGUGGAAACAAUUCAAAUCUUAUUAGACAUAGUAGUUCACCAGCUGGAUUAUUUUCUCAAAUUAACAUUGAAAAUGGUUAUGUUAGUAUGAGAGGAAUGGGAACUUUAGGAGCUGUUAAUAACUCAAUGAAAGAAGCAAAGUUUUCUACUGCAAGGAGUUUGAAAAAUCAAUCAAACUAUUCAUCAGGGUUAAUGUCAACAAUAGAUGAAGUUGGUGACAAAGACAAUAGAGAAAAUAAUCUAGAAAAUGAGGCUUUUGGUGAAAGUCAUGGUAACGAAUAUAUGGAUUAUCCGGUUGAUACUUGGGAUGAUUCUGAAAUGAUGUCUGAAAAUGUUGGUGGUUUAAAAAGAUUUAGAGAUAAUGAUUCAAAACAACAAUUUUCUGGUUUAAAUGUUCAGAAUGAAACAGGAGGAGGACAUUCUAAUUCUCCUUUGGCUCAUCAAUUGAGUAUGCCAAAUACUUCAUCUGAAAUGGCAGCUAUGGAGAAGUUUCUGCAUUUCUCAGAUUCUGUUCCGAUGAAAAUUCGCGCCAAGCGAGGUUGUGCCACUCACCCAAGAAGCAUUGCAGAAAGGGUUAGAAGGACUAAAAUUAGUGAGCGUAUGAGGAAGCUACAAGAUCUGGUCCCAAACAUGGAUAAGCAAACAAACACAGCAGAUAUGUUGGACUUGGCUGUGGAUUACAUCAAAGACCUUCAAAAGCAAGCUCAGAAGCUUCAAGAUUGUCAAGCAAAGUGUACGUGCCCACACAAGCAGCAGCAACAACAAUAACGGCAAAGAGUGAAUUAAUUAAUUAGUCCAAUGUACAGAUUUGUAAUAAUUUGGUAUCACCAAGUUUAAAAAAUCUAGCUAGAUUAGCUUUUAUUUGUUAAUGCACUUAAUUCCAAAGAUAAAUUCAUUCAGCCCUUGAUGUACAUAAUGAAGAUAAAUUUGUAGGGUUGCACUUGUUCAACAAUUAUGAGAGAACUAGCUGGGGAAGAAAAGUGGGUUAUUAUAAAUUAAGUUGAGUGUAAUUGAGGGUGUACAAAAAGUCCAUGUGGUAAGUAGAUGCAAUUUAAGCAUUUAUUAGGACCCAUAUUUGGUGAUGAAAUCUAUUGGUAUUGCCGUAUAAUAACAAAUGUGUACGUUUACGUUUCACAUUGAAUGGUUGGUUGGUUGGCAUUGGAUUAUAACAUGGUGGGCGCCGAGACACCGACACAUUUUUGUUGGUUA
Messenger RNA from Medicago truncatula (barrel medic), 2271 nucleotides. RefSeq names its product transcription factor bHLH130. Gene Ontology annotation, cellular component: nucleus. Gene Ontology annotation, molecular function: protein dimerization activity; DNA-binding transcription factor activity, RNA polymerase II-specific; RNA polymerase II cis-regulatory region sequence-specific DNA binding. The transcript is spliced from 6 exons. Gene Ontology annotation, biological process: regulation of transcription by RNA polymerase II. The coding region runs from base 592 to 1830 and encodes 412 amino acids. NCBI's taxonomy places the organism in Eukaryota, Viridiplantae, Streptophyta, Magnoliopsida, Fabales, Fabaceae. The record is from RefSeq and is a predicted model, not a curated record.